Rhodofomes roseus is the source of this 1023-nucleotide messenger RNA. RefSeq lists its product as uncharacterized. The transcript is spliced from 10 exons. The coding region runs from base 1 to 1023 and encodes 340 amino acids. NCBI's taxonomy places the organism in Eukaryota, Fungi, Basidiomycota, Agaricomycetes, Polyporales, Fomitopsidaceae. The record is from RefSeq and is a predicted model, not a curated record.
AUGUCUUUCCAAGCUGAGGCAGAGCUUCUCGCUCUCCUGCACACUAGCUUUGUGACGAACUGUGCUCAAGUUGCCGUGGCAGCAUUGGUCGCAUACGAAUAUGUUUUCACGCUCGACCAAGCGAUAAACUUCAUUUGGAGUCGGAGGAAUCCGUCUCUAUAUGUGUUCCUUCUCAAUCAGUGCGUCAUGCUGGGCUUGGUGAUAGCGAACAUACUUGAGAUGCUACCUUGGGUGACGAGCGCGAGAUGUGACCUCGAACGCAGUUGUCAAGCCAUUGGGAUUGUUUACGAUAUAUUGCAACUUUUGACGUUCUUGGAAUGGGCCGUUAUCUCGGCGUUACGCGCCCAGGCCGUCAGCAGGAGCAGUCGAAUGCUACCUGCACUUGUCUUCGCACUUGACCUCGUUCCGUUUGGUACAACCAUGGUACAGUCGCGUAUCUCGUCGUUCGGCAGGAUAUUUCACGCUGAUCUCCUCCCCACUCUCGUGUCUUCGCGCGCAUGCGCAAUGGCCGCCGACAUCAUCGUAGUACUCGCAACGUGGUACUAUUCGAGAGGCCCGGAGCUCAUGCCGCAGGUCUUUGGCUUCAGGACACGCAUACGCCUACCUGCCCUGCUACUGAGAAAUGGUGUGACAUAUUCAUUCGCUCAGCCGCAUGAUGGUCCGGCUCAUUUCACGUCCCUAGGUGUGCUGUAUUUCAUGUACGAUCCAAUGAAGCUUCUCACUGCUCAAAUCAUAAUGAACUACAUCGAGGCCCUUUCAAUCGGAACCGUUUUCCUGAUACCGGUAAUGUCGGUCCUUGUAUCCCGAUUCCUGCUCAACAUCCGAGAAGCGGCGGAUGAAGUGCACAAAGUAUGGGAUACCGCGCUCGAAGCGACGCUGGAGGACACCGAGUCAACGGGGCUCUCGUUCCAGCUGCAGAACACCAACAACACCACCGCCGACUGUGCACGGAACACACCCGCCCUGACGCGGUCCUACGACCUCGCGGAGGGCUCGAGCACUGCCGUUGGUUCGGCGUGGUAG